Diuraphis noxia (Russian wheat aphid) is the source of this 2468-nucleotide messenger RNA. RefSeq names its product Protein Osi24 (gene Osi24). The record is from RefSeq and is a predicted model, not a curated record. Gene Ontology annotation, cellular component: membrane. Lineage: Eukaryota; Metazoa; Arthropoda; Insecta; Hemiptera; Aphididae.
CAGUCAUCAACAGCACCGCACAUCGUUAAUUCGUCCUUAUACACACGCUCGCRUACACGCAAGUAAUAUAUUCAUGAACCUGUGAAGCUAUAUAUUAAAAACUAUCGACAUCACAUAUUUCCGUCGAAGUAUCGUAACUUUAUUGUCGUGCAGAGAACUACAACGAUCCGUUUUUGUUUUCGAUAUAAAUUAUAACGUAAUAUUAAUGUACUAAUCGCAUUAGUUUCGGUUUUUGUUUUUAACGAUAGUUCGAAUCGAUAACGUUCUUUGUGUGCGUUUCGUGAACCCAACAUCCGGACGCUUAUUGUAAAGUACUGAAGUGUUUUCGACAUUCGGUCCGGACGUGUACGCACAACAUCGAUACAGCACGCUGUAGGUAUUAUAUUAUACCUGCAAAUACACGUGAGUCAUUAGUGCGGUCCAUCACCAAGUGACAUCAACAUACAUCAAGCAAACGGUGCCGCUGACGACGACAUGACGACAACUGCGGCCUGACCCGCCAAUCAUUUCAACCGAUUUUCUGUGCGAAAGCGACAACAAAGACGACGCUGACAAAGCAACAUACUUAUAUAUUUCUGUUCCACGAUGAAUUGGUACACUUGCACGGCUGUUCUGUCGGUAGCCUUUGCACUCUGCUGUACAGUGGCCGUCGCCAGAUCCGAUGAGUCUGCUGCUGUGACUACUCAGUCAACGAUGACGGGGAUAGAGGACGGGCAUGGUCAGCUAAUGGAUACGGUGGAUGGGAUGUUGGACGCGGCCGACUCGUAUCAGCUGGCGCCCGGCGUCCGAGUCAAGCGGUCCGCCGAGGAUACCACUAACGUUACCGCCGUUUCUCAGGCUGACCGUGAUAACGAUCCCGAGAAGUACUUGAUCGACAGGAUGGCCAAUUUCAUCGGUACGCAUGUUCUGGACGUUAACUUUUCCGAGAUGUUCCAGUCUUCCGGUAGAACGUUCUUCAAACUUCAUCAUCUUCCAAGAUUUAACUUUGGCAAGAAUUCGUUUUUGACCGGUUUUGGAUUGGGUUUUUUGGCGUUUGGCUUGAAGAAAUUAUUGCUGCCAAUUAUCAUCGGAGCACAGAUUAUCAAAUCCAUCGCACUAGCCGCUCUGUUACCAACACUGUUAGGUAGCGUCGGCAAAGUUGUUUCAAAAGGCGUGUCAAACUUUGCGUCAAGUUCAUCACACUUUGGGCCCAGCGCUGGUUCGGAUGGAUUGAGUGACUUUGAAUUUAAAGACCAACAACAACCGAACAUCGGUAUAGGUUAUGACACAGCUGGAGCCGCCGAUACUUCGGGUUCGGAAACGGGUUACCAGAGUAUUUGGACGUAUCCACCGGAUAACAAUGUGAAUGCAAUCACUGCAAGUUACGGCAGCAGCAGCAACAAUAAAGAGCUGAACGAAUUGCGCAAACCGUCGUCAGAGAAUCCGGAGAUAUUGCGAUUUUUUAAGUACAUGAAAGCCGCCAAAGACGGUCAGGACAACAAAGACUGCGAGAUGAUAUUUUCAUCGUGCGUGUCCCAAAGAUCGCCGGAUGAUUCGGUGCCCAUGAUGACCACUUACAACGAGAUCAACAAACUGGUACAGGCUAGAAACGCAAAGAAACUGGCGGAAUCGUCCACUGUCACGGACAACGUAAAGUCAGAAUCGUCUACCAUCGCAGACGUAGAGUCGACGUUGACACAUUGAAGUUAGAGACGACGGUUUUUCCAAUCCAUGACGCAGCGUUGCAGCAUAUAUUCAAAGUCAUUAGGAAAUAUAUACGGUACCUCGUCUAGCUCAACAUAGUUAUAUAGUUGUAGUUAUUUUGUAUAGUUACGGUUAUAGUUAGUAUGCGAAAUGCGCACAUAUAUAGUAGGAUGAUAGUUAUUUAUUGAGCGCAGGAAAUACUGUUAUAUUAUGUUAUCGGUAUAACGCGUGGUCGUAUUUUUAUCAUAAAAAAAAAAUAAUAAUAUUUAUUGUAUAAACUCCGUGAACAUAAUAUUUCGAUAAUUUGUCAUAGUUUUCGCGCCUAUUCGAUCUGGAUGCACGAUAUUAUAAUUUAUAAUAUUCUAUGUUUGAUUGAAAGUUGAAACACGCAGAGUACCAGUGGAGUACUGGAAUCGUYGCACUGACAAAUUCAUCGAAUUUUAUGUUUUCGAUACCUAUUAUAUAUAUAUAUACCCUACUGCCGAAAUAGUUUUUGUUAAUCUCAACAGAGUUUUGUUGUCUGUCGAAUUUAUCUCAAGUUCAGUCAAAUUAUGAAAAACAUAUUUUGAGACCCAUCCUUGGCACAUCUAUUUAUUUAUUAUCUUAUUUAUUUGUUUGAUUAUUUAUUUAUUAAUUUAUUUGAUUUUGGGUUACUCAGCUCGAAGCGUAGAGCAAAAGUAUUUACCUGGAAAAGCGUUGUUGAAACGGAUUAAAGUAUUAUAUGUGAUAUUAAUACAAUUAUUAUGUAAAUACACCGAUUGAUUAUUUAGGUAGGUACCAUAAUA